AUGAGCACCGCAUUAUGGCGGAACUUACUGGCCACGAGCCAGUUGCCAUGCUCUAUCAGCGAAAGACAAAUCAAAAAGUACACAAUACCAGGUGAUUCAAAGGUCUUUGAGAGGACUACCGGUCUAGUCCUGUGGAGGUUCAGACCUGGUCCCAAGGUCCCCCAGGUAUCUGAUUCAGACUAA
Penicillium oxalicum is the source of this 183-nucleotide messenger RNA. RefSeq lists its product as uncharacterized. Bases 1 to 183 code for a protein of 60 amino acids. NCBI's taxonomy places the organism in Eukaryota, Fungi, Ascomycota, Eurotiomycetes, Eurotiales, Aspergillaceae. The record is from RefSeq and is a predicted model, not a curated record. The transcript is spliced from 3 exons.